Glarea lozoyensis ATCC 20868 is the source of this 1050-nucleotide messenger RNA. RefSeq names its product Adenine nucleotide alpha hydrolases-like protein. Gene Ontology annotation, molecular function: electron transfer activity; flavin adenine dinucleotide binding. The record is from RefSeq and is a predicted model, not a curated record. NCBI's taxonomy places the organism in Eukaryota, Fungi, Ascomycota, Leotiomycetes, Helotiales, Helotiaceae. The transcript has 2 exons. Bases 1 to 1050 code for a protein of 349 amino acids. Gene Ontology annotation, cellular component: mitochondrion.
AUGAUUCCAAGGAUAGGAAACUCGGUUUUGCGCAGUGCACGCAGCCAACUAAAGUCACAUAGUGGCCCAACCUACGUCGCCUCCCUCUCGGCCUUUUCCCGAUUAUUAUCUUCCCUUGCGGUACUCGAACAGAAAGAUGGCAAACUCCUCCAAGGAGCGCUAGGAUCAGUGACUGCUGCACAGAAGUUGGGAGGAUCAAUCACUGGUUUUAUUGCGGGAAGCAAUAUCAAGGCCGUGGCAGAAGAAGCUGCCAAGGUGAAAGGAAUUGAAAAGAUUAUUGCCGUUGAUAAUGCAUCAUAUGAUAAAGGACUUCCGGAAAACUAUGCUCCAUUACUUGUCGAGAAUAUAAAGAAGGGAGGAUUCACACAUAUUUUGGCUGGUCACUCUGCAUUCGGAAAGAGCUUGAUGCCCCGCGUUGCCGCGUUACUCGAUGUUCAACAAAUCUCCGAUAUAACAGCAAUUGAAGAUGAAAAGACCUUUGUUCGACCCAUAUACGCAGGAAAUGCUAUAGCUACGGUCGAAUCUUCAGAUGACAUCAAGGUCAUUACAAUUAGAGGGACGGCAUUCGCAGCUGCUGAGACAGAAGGUGGUUCAGCAUCAAUUGAAGAUGGUGUGGACUCAAAUGCAGAGUGUGCUACGGAAUGGGUGUCGGAACAGCUGUCGAAAUCAGACCGACCCGACUUGGCCACUGCUGGGAAAGUAGUGUCGGGCGGACGAGGAUUGAAGUCCAAGGAGGAAUUCGACAGAGUGAUGUUGCCACUGGCGGAUGCAUUAGGAGCAGCGAUCGGAGCUUCCAGAGCAGCUGUUGACAGCGGUUAUGCAGACAACAGUCUGCAAGUCGGACAGACUGGAAAAAUUGUAGCACCACAACUAUACCUGUGUGCAGGUAUUUCGGGAGCAAUUCAACAUUUGGCAGGAAUGAAGGAUAGUAAAGUCAUUGCAGCCAUCAACAAAGAUGCCGAUGCACCAAUCUUUCAGGUAGCCGACGUUGGAUUAGUUGGGGAUCUGUUUGAUAAGGUGCCAGAGCUAACGGAAAAGCUGAAUAAGUAA